GACAGCAUCGUGGCCAAGAUCAGUGGAUAUCCACUCGUCAUCCAGACGUUCAUGACAUUCUACGAGAACAACGAGGUGCCGCUGUCCGAGGUCGAUCGGCUGUUCUCCAAGGUCCUCGAGGAGCAGGAUGGCGAUGACGACACGCGAUCGUCGCUCAAGGUGAUUGUGGAUCUGUCGCUGGACUCGCUGAUGAAGCGAGGAGAUGAGGGCAUCGAGGCAGCCAGGCUGUUCGGUGCACUCAGUCUGGUGGCGCCGACCAACAUCCAACUCGAGUUGAUCAAGGAGAUUGCAGAGCAGUUGGAGCUCAAGACCGAAGUGACCGAUCUGAUCAAGAUGAUGGUCCAGAGCGGUCUCCUCCGAAGUCGAACCGAGGGAAAGUACUCGACACACUCGCUCACCCAGCAAGUGGCUCGAGAGUAUGUUCAAGCGCAUGAGAAACUGGAUGUCGAAGCAAUCGAAGAUGCAACGGGCGAGGUGUUGAUUAAGUUGACAAACUCGAUGGAUCUUAAGGCACAGUCAUUUGCGGAGCACCUCGAACAAUACGCCGAGAAGACCGUUCCAGAGGUUUACACCAAGCAACUGCAUUCCUCGAUCGAGUUCCAGGUUGCCACAUUGAACUUUCAUAAGCCACUCUACAACAAAGCAAUGGAUACAUACAAGAGGCUCUUGGAACGAAUUACGGUGCUUUUUGGCACCCUCGACCAUCCUCUCUUUGCCAUUAUUCUCAAUAAUAUGGGUGAAGUGGCAAGAUCGCAAGGGCACUUGGACGAUGCACGCGCCUUCUUCCAAAAGUCACUCGAUAUCUAUGUCAAGGUCCAUGGCACCCGCGAGCAUUCUAAUAUUGCCGGGACCCUCAACAACAUGGGUUUAUUGGCAAGAUCCCAAGGACGCCUGGACCAUGCACUCGCUUUCUUGCAAGAGUCCCUUGAUAUCAAAGUCAAGGUCUAUGGCACCCGCGAACAUCCCGAUGUUGCCACGACCCUCAACAAUAUGGGUAUGGUGGCAAGUGACCAAGGACGUCUCGACGAUGCACUUGCUUUCUACCAAGAAUCUCUUGAUAUCAAAGUCAACGCCUAUGACACCCGCGAACAUCCCGAUGUUGCCUUGACCCUUGACAAUAUGGGUGGAGUGGUAAAAUCCCAAGGACGUCUGGACGAAGCACUCACCUACUGCCAAGAAUCCCUCGAUAUUAUGAUCAAAGUCUAUGGCACCCGCGAUCAUCCCGAUAUUGCCCAGACCCUCAACAACAUGGGUUUAUUGGCAUGUGACCAAGAACGUCUGGACGAUGCACUCGCUUUCUUGCAAGAGUCCCUUGAUAUCAAAGUCAAGGUCUAUGGUACUCGCGAAAAUCCCGAUGUUGCCUCGACCCUGAACAAUAUGGGCAAUAUGGCAUGGAACCAAGGUCUCCUGGAUGAUGCACUUGCUUUCUACCAAGAAGCUCUUGAUAUCAAAGUCAAGGUCUAUGGCACCCGCGAGCAUCCCUCGGUUGCCACGACCCUGAACAAUAUGGGAAUGGUGGUAAAUGACCAAGGACGUCUCGACGAUGCAUUUUCUUUCUUCCAAGAGUCCCUUGAUAUUAUGAUCAAAGUCUAUGGCACCCGCAACCAUCCCGAAGUUGCUGGAACCCUUAAAAACUUGGGUAUGACGGCAAAAUCCCAAGGACGUCUAGACGAAGCACGUGCCUUCUUCCAAGAAUCUCUUGAUAUUAUGAUCAAAGUCUAUGGCACCCGCGAGCAUCCCGAUGUUGCCCAGACCCUCUACAACAUCGCUUUCUUGGCAUGUGACCAAGAACGUCUGGACGAUGCACUUGCUUUCUUCCAAGAAUCUCUUGAUAUCAAAGUCAAGGUCUAUGGCACCCGCGAUCAUCCCGAUGUUGCCCAGACCCUCAACAAUAUGGGUACGACGGCAUCCAAACUAGGACGUCUGGAUGAAGCACUUGUCUCCUUCCAAGCCGCAUUGGAGAUUUGCACCAAGAACAUCCAGGACCCUGAGAACCCCUAUAUCAAAAUGAUCAUGAACAACAUUCAUAUCAUCGAAAGGCAGCAAGGCGAGCAAACCGCGGUAGCCAGAUAA
Molecule: messenger RNA, 2073 nt
Organism: Polychytrium aggregatum
Lineage: Eukaryota; Fungi; Chytridiomycota; Chytridiomycetes; Polychytriales
Exons: 2
Coding region: 52-2073 (673 amino acids)
Cellular component (GO): kinesin complex
Molecular function (GO): protein binding
Source: RefSeq, a predicted model, not a curated record